Lichtheimia ornata is the source of this 1713-nucleotide messenger RNA. RefSeq lists its product as uncharacterized. The transcript is spliced from 11 exons. The record is from RefSeq and is a predicted model, not a curated record. Lineage: Eukaryota; Fungi; Mucoromycota; Mucoromycetes; Mucorales; Lichtheimiaceae. The coding region runs from base 1 to 1713 and encodes 570 amino acids.
AUGCAAUGGCGCCCUCUCAUUCUACUCUUUUGCGGCAUUGCUGUGAUUUACCUCGCUAGUCUACUGCAAGAGACUCCUUAUCCUCAUCCUCUAAAAGUAUACACGUCCGAUACCACACGAUGGCGACAUGCACCCGAUGAAACUAUAUUGACAACAGCCGGCGAUUACCUUUACCUCACCGCCAUUCGUUACAACGUCGAACCUGCUGGUUUCAAGGGUUUACGUCAUGGCACAGGAGACCUUAAGACUGGUGUUGUAGGCCAUCUUGCUCAGAUUCGUCGGCCUAUCAGUGAUUUGGUAAAAGAUUAUGCCAAUGGAUCCACUGAGGAACAUGGAUGGACACAAACCUUUCAGCAUGAUUUGCCUGGUGCAAUUUCUAAAGUAUCUCACGCUAUCACUACUCAAGAUGGAUCAAACCUGCUUCAAUUUGGUGUCAUGUAUCAUGUUGUCGAGAAUGAAACGACACGUCAUUACGUCCGAAUCUAUUACUUGCGUGAUGGCGACGAUGGCGUCUCUCCGCUGUUCGAGUACAAAGAUGUACGUAUGCCAGGUACUACGUGGAUCAAUGCAUUUAGUUUGGAAGAAAAUGGGAUCCUCUUUGCUCGAGAUCCGGAUCAUUAUGGAUUUCGUAUGGCACAUUUACCGCAUGAUUUGACCAAGGGUCCACAUUCAGAAGACGCUGAGGAGAUUGUGAUUCAUGAGAGUGUACCGGGUGUCUCUAUUACAGAAUACAAUCAGCCACGCCAUGUAGAGCAUCAUCACCGUGGUUUGUGCCGGGUAUUAUCACCCGUUGGCGACACAUAUCGGGUGAUCUCGUUGGAUAUCUACAAGACCGAGAAUGCUUACCAUUACAACAUGACGCUUGCGGAUAACUCUACCAAGGAUGACGGCUGGCAUAUCAUUGAUCACAAGCAUCAAGCGAGCCAGGUUUACAGCGAGGAUCAAAUCGAUUAUAUCGGGUUUGCCGACGUAUCCCAAUUCCAACAACAACAGCAACAACAACGUUGGCAUGUGCCACAACCUCUCUUUUCACGAUCCAACAAUGGGCGCUCGAUCGUAUUCCCAUAUGUGCAGACCAUGGCAGUUACUUUGGACUAUGUGGACCAUCGCAUGAAUGAAAAGACGAAUGAGUUUUCUGAAUACUACAGCUGGUUGAAUAACGAUAUACCUGCACCUUACGAUGCCAGUAUCAUGGGUAUGUCCAUCAAUCAAGAGGGCAAUUUGCUUGCAGUAUGGAGCGACUACAAUACCAUUUAUAUUUACAAGCGUGGAUCGGCUAAUAACACGCCCAGUAUACCUCGGCGAUCACCUUCAUUAUUGGAUCGCAUUGAUCAGUGGCUAGCUAUUGCCGACAUGGAUGAUGAUACAGAAGAGGAAUCUCAUGAUACAAAGCAAACUCAGCAAGGACAUCAAGUUGCACCUCCACCGGAAUGGAAGUUACGUAUGGCUAUCACUCGCACAGAAGGGCAUUUAGGGCUUAACCCUGUCAGUGCUAUCAAAUUCUGGAACUCAACAACCAAAGAUGGACAAAGGAAUUAUAUAUUUGUUGCUUUGGCAGGAGGUGGUGUUAAUUCGUACAUGAUCGAUCAAGCUGAGGAUUUCGAGGAUGCCAAUUUCUGGACGUAUUUGAAGCGAAACUGGAACAUGGUAACAGCCAUGACCAUGAUUAUUGCCGGCUUCGUAUAUAAUGAAUAUCGCAACCACUCUUUGUAA